Messenger RNA from Musa acuminata subsp. malaccensis (wild Malaysian banana), 804 nucleotides. RefSeq lists its product as uncharacterized. The record is from RefSeq and is a predicted model, not a curated record. NCBI's taxonomy places the organism in Eukaryota, Viridiplantae, Streptophyta, Magnoliopsida, Zingiberales, Musaceae.
CAAGCGUUCAUAUCUGUCGCUGUGUGUUGUGAGUGACGCAGAGAAUGGAUUUGUGCAGAUAUCCGUUGGAUCUCAUUCUAGUUCCCUUGAGCCUCCUCCUGACAGCAGGUUAUCACACCUACAUCUGGUUCGGCUCCAAGGCCAAGCAACCAGCCACCACGAUCGGGUACACUAUGAGCAAGAGAGAAACAUGGCUGCAAGGCGUCAUCCAGGACAACAAGAAGAAAGACAUGCUAGGCGUCCAGAGCUUACGGAACGCUCUCAUGUCGGCGAUACUCUCGGCAUCGAUCGCCGUCACCAUCAGUACCUCCUUGGCUGCUCUGGCUAACAACGCCUACAACUCGAGCCAUCUCCGCCGGCACGAGUUCUUCGGUUCGCAAGAAGGGUCGACGGUGGUGCUGAAAUACGCUUCUGCCUUGCUCUUCUUGUUGUUCAGCUUCUUGUCCAACUCCUUGGCGAUCGGGUGCCUCAUCGACGCCAACUUCCUCAUCAAUGCCGGGGAGGAGGAGUUUCACAAGCAGGCGCAGAAGAUGCUGAAGAGAGGGUGCGUGUUGGCUGUCGUGGGCAACCGAGUGCUUUUGGUCACGCUUCCGAUGCUGUUGUGGUUUUUUGGUCCUGUGCCGAUGGCUUUGUCCUCGGUGGCCAUGGUUUUGGUAUUCUAUGAGCUUGAUUUAGGCGACAUGGGUUGGAAAGGAGCCCCCUUUUGGAGUCGUCGACUCAAAUCUGUCAGCAAGUCGCUGAUCUAAGUUUGCUACAAGGAGAAUCAACGUUGUUGCAACAACUUAAUCAUCAUCAUUCAUGUUA